Molecule: messenger RNA, 1387 nt
Organism: Carassius auratus (goldfish)
Lineage: Eukaryota; Metazoa; Chordata; Actinopteri; Cypriniformes; Cyprinidae
Product: complement C1q-like protein 2
Exons: 2
Coding region: 236-985 (249 amino acids)
Molecular function (GO): protein binding
Source: RefSeq, a predicted model, not a curated record
CUGACAACUCUGGCACAGACAGUGCUAUUCUGCCAGAGGUCACAAGAAGGAGAUAUAUCACAUUUCUGACUGUGACAUUUUUAUAUACAUUUAAAGGAAAGAUAGUAUUUUUCCCAUUGCCGCCCUUUCCAGUCCGCGUGUCACCAUUUCCUCCAAAAACGAGCCGGACUUUUUAGCGCGAGCUUCCCGGGUGCUCCACAGCAAGCGAAUAAUUGGCGCGGUCGUGGGCAUCGUCAUGAUCGUGGCGCUGGUCAUCGCAGUUCCGCUUCUGGUCCAGACCUCAGUGGUUUCAGCGCACUACGAAAUGAUGGGCACUUGUCGGAUGAUCUGUGAUCCGUACAACCCCAAACCGAGCGCCACGGCGCUGGAGGUGAUGCAGGAUCUCAGUGCCAUCCCACCAUCUUUCGCUCAAGGGACUAGAGGGGAUCCGGGGCGUCCGGGCAAACCGGGACCCAGGGGUCCACCUGGCGAACCGGGUCCACCUGGUCCAAGGGGACCACCUGGAGACUCCGGCAGGCCUGGAUUUACCAACAUCACAUCGGGAACGGCUAGGACUGAGACAGGAGACGUUGGUCCAGUUUUGGGGAACAACAAAAUCGCGUUUUAUGUGGGUCUCAAGAACCCUCACGAAGGCUACGAGGUGCUCCGCUUUGAUGAUGUUGUGACAAAUGUGGGAAAUCACUAUGAUCCCACUACCGGCAAGUUUACGUGCCAGGUGUCGGGGAUUUACUACUUCACCUACCAUGUGCUGAUGCGCGGAGGGGACGGGACGAGCAUGUGGGCAGACCUCUGUAAAAAUGGACAGGUUCGGGCGAGCGCCAUCGCGCAAGACGCCGAUCAGAACUACGACUACGCGAGCAACAGUGUUGUGCUGCACCUGGACUCUGGAGACGAGAUUUAUGUCAAACUCGACGGCGGAAAGGCUCACGGAGGAAACAACAACAAAUACAGUACAUUUUCUGGUUUCAUUCUGUAUCCAGACUGAGCUGCAUGGCACCUGCUGCGUCUCAAUCUGACUGUUAAUGAAUCUCCUCUCUCCGCGAGGCACUUCAUUCUCAUUCCUGUCCGUAGUGUCGCUGGGAAUAUAAGGGUCAUCUGAACUCAGCGCCAGUGUGAGAAUAUGCUGUCAAAAUUUGUCCCCUUCUGUUUAAAGAUGUCUAUGUUUGGCUAUUAUAACCAAUUAAAUGAAACGCGUUAAUUAUGGACAAGGAUUGUAAACAAGAUAUUCAUAUAUGCAUUGUUCUCUAGGUGAUUUUUUUUUUGCUCAAAUUAAAAUAUUUUCCUGCAUUUAUGAGCCCCUAGUGGACCCCAGUGUGAUGCAAUUUCUGGUGUAAGCUAAAUUUGUUUUAUGUAGACAUGGACAAGCAUAUCUUGCUCUAAAUCUGGA